AUGACUGACAUGGCGAACUCAAAACUCGAACCAACUACGACUGAGAGACCGAUUCCUAUGCGUGGAAACCGUGCAAUGUCCCUACCCACUUUGCACACUGACAACAGCAAGGUUUCUACUACUAAAACCGCACAGUCUUCUCCUUCUUCUCCUAAUUACCCAUACCACUCUCCACAUGCCGCAUACCUUUCACCUACCACAUUUCCUGAACUCCCGGCCGAUCCAAAAAACUGGUCUUCCUCCGACGUCGCCACAUACCUAGCAUACUGUCUUCGUCUAUAUCCACCGGCAAUAAUACGUGACCUGACGAAAUUUGUACGGGAAGAUACGUCACUUAAUGGACGUCGUUUUCUUCGGCUUAAAGAAGAGCAGUUGCGAUACAUGGGAUUUAAUGAACGUUGGAUAAAGUUAAUAAUGUUAGGUGUGAAAGCGUUACGGAGAGAGAGUUUGACUCAGAAGAUUCUGUCGAAUGGAGGUAUAAAGGAGGAGCCGGAAGAAUUCGCAGAAGAGGAUGGUAAUGAUGAUACAUUCUCUGAUGCAACAACUACGUUAACAACAAAUGCUGCCUCCAUUUCGCCAAGUCUUAACAGUGAUGAUAAAGAAUUUCUCGUUGCUGAUGAUUAUAAUAAUAUAGAUAAUGAUAACGUUGGAUCAAUUUUUAUGCUAACAGCAAAUGACAAGGAAUUUAUUCAACAUCAACUUGCUAAACUCGAGGAAUCCUUAAAAAAAUCAUCUUCAUCGUCUCCAUCCUCAUUUUUACGAUGGCCUUUCAAAUUUUCCUUUUCCGUUCCAUCUUUUUCACGUUCGCCAAAAGAAUUAAAAAACCACUAUUCCUACAGAUCUGGUUUGAUACAGGGAUCAGCGGGUGAAAGUUCAACCACUGCUGCGUUGAAAACCUCAAUAUCCUCUUCGGGCAGUCAUUAUCUCAAGAAAAGUAAUAAUCAGCAGGAUCAAAAUCGUUUAAUACCACGACCAACCUCACUAACACCACCUGCAAAAGAUAGCAAAACCAAUAGUCCCACUAUAGUAAGCAAGAGACCCAUUUAUCCUCGAGCACAACAUAGGAGUAGUGUGUCCACCCGAAGAUUUUCUAUAAGUCUUCCGAAAUCUUUUCAUCCAGCACAGAGGAAAGCUGCAAAAGCAGCGAAAAAUAAAAAGUAUGAGGAGGCAAUUACUCAUUUAACACGCGUCUUGGAGGAAUACCCUGAAAGUUAUUCGGCAAGAUGUGAUCGAGCUUAUGCAUAUGAAGCUACUGGCCAAAUCGAACGUGCAAUUAAUGAUUUAAGUAUAGCAUUUACAUUAAAACCAAAUAAAGCUUAUGCGUGGUCAGUACGUGGGGAAGUUUAUCGACGUCUAGAAAAAUACGAAGAAGCAUUAACAGAUUUAGAUAAGGCAUUAUCAUUAGAACCGGACAAUUUAUUAGCAUUAAAAAAUCGGGGAUAUAUAUUUUACUAUCGGAAUAUGUAUGAACAAGCAUUAGCAGAUUUAGAUCGUGCUUUGCAUCUAGAACCGAAUGAUACAUUCAUUCUAAAAAUUCGUGGGGAUAUUUAUUUAUUACAAGGACAUUAUGAUCAAGCAUUAGCUGAAUUCACUCAAGUUUUAUUACUGGAACCGGAUAAUGUGCCGGUUCUUCAGGUGAGAGGAGAUGUACUUCGAAUGCUUGGCCGGUGUAACGAAGCGCUGGAAGAUUUAUCUCGAGUGCUGCAAAAGGAACCGGACAAUGCUUUUGUGUUACGAAUUAGAGGUGAUGCGUAUCAUAUAUUAAAUCGAUAUGAUGAAGCCUUGAAUGAUCUAAAUACUGCAUUGGAAAUUGAGCCUGAUAAUGUCUCCGCAUUGCAAUAUCGUGGUGCCGUGUAUAUGACAGUUAGAAGAUAUGAUGAAGCGCUAGCAGAUUUUAAUAGUCUGCUUCAAAUUGAUCCCUCUAAUGCUUUUGCACUAGAGAAUCGUGGUGAUAUUUAUAUACAUUUGCAUAAAUACGUGGAAGCGAUUCAAGAUUUUGAUACAGCAUUAGAAUUGGAACCAGAUCGAGUUUGUGCACUUCAAUAUCGUGGUGCAAUCUAUUUUCAACUCGGCCGUUAUGAUGAAGCAUUGGUUGAUAUAAAUAAAUCGCUGGAUCUAAAACCGACAAAUACAUUUGCACGUCGUUAUCGUGGCGCAAUCUACCGAAUAAAACAACGAUACGAUGAUGCAUUAGAAGACUUCAACAAGGUAUUACGAAUAAAACCAAAUGACGCUUUCACAAGACGUAAUCGUGGUGAGGUGUAUCGUUUACUGAACAAAUAUGAUGAAGCAAUAUUUGAUUUAAAUUAUGCACUGGAACUCGAACCGGACUAUGUAUCAGCGCUAAAAAACAGAGGUGACAUUAAUCGAAUGCGUAAAAGGUAUGACGAAGCAAUGAACGAUUAUAACAAGUGCUUGGAACUCGAACCGGAAAAUUUGUCUAUAUUGGAAAGCCGUGGCGCGAUUUCACGUGAAUUGGGAAAAUAUGAGGAAGCAUUACUAGAUUUGGGUAAAGUUUUAGAAAUAGAACCGGACAAUGUUUCAGUUUUGGUAUGUCGAGGCGAAAUUUUUGCCUCACUCCAUCGGUAUGAGGAGGCACUUUUGGAUUUAGGUAAAGCAAUUUUGUUGGAACCUGAUAAUUUCUCAGCAUUAAAGAGACGUGGUGACAUUUAUAGGACACUUGAGCGUUACGAUGAUGCAUUGCACGAUUUAAAUCAUGCACUGCAAUGCUAUCCGGAUGAUGUUUUCGCAUUGCGAAUACGAGGGGACAUUUAUCGUUCCUUAGAGCAAUAUGAUAAAGCAUUGGUGGAUCUAGAUUACGCUAUUCAUUUAGAGCCGAAUGAUUCAUUUGCACGAAGAACACGAGGCGAUGUGAAUCGGAUGCUACGGAGAUACAAUGAAGCAUUAACAGAUCUAGACUAUGCAAUAGAACUGGAACCGAAAAAUGCAUUUUCACGGAGAGCUCGGGCCAAUGUUUAUAAUAUGUUACGACAAUAUCAAGCAGCAUUGAUUGAUAUUGAUAUCGCAUUAGAGCUCGAGCCUAACGAUGCGUUCGCGAGAAGAGUUAGAGGUCACGCGUAUGUCAAACUACGGCGAUACAAAGAAGCCUUGGAGGAUUUUAAUGUGGCGUUGAGUCUUGAACCUCAUAGUGCCACGUUUAUGCAAGCACGGGCAGAUGUGUACUGUAUGUUGAAUCGAUACCAUGAGGCGUUAUUCGAUAUUAACAUCGCAUUACAGAUCAAACCUGAAAGUAUAACAAUGCUGAUUGCCCGUGGAGAAAUUUAUUUGGCAUUAGGACGAUACAGUGAUUCACUAGAAGAUCUGAAUAAUGCCCUAAUCCGUCAACCGAACAACACUUAUGCCCUGAGAAUCCGUGGAAAUGUGUAUCACAAGCUAAAACGGUAUCAUGACGCACUAAAGGAGUUCGACAAAGUGAUAAAACUUGAGCAGAAUAACGUGUACGCGUUAGCUGAUCGUGGUGAAGUUAAUCGAAUGCUUGAACGAUAUGAUCAAGCAAUGGAAGACUUUGACAAUGCUAUAAGACUCGACCCAGAAAAUUCAUUCGCUCUUAAAAAUCGUGGUGAUGUCUACCGAAUGCAACGACAACCGGAACAAGCACUUUCAGACCUGAAUCGUGCUUUACGCCUUGAACCUAAUGACCCGUUUGCGUUACGUGUCCGUGGUCGUGUCUAUUUCCGGUUAAAACAGUACGACAAGUCGUGGAUUGAUUUAAAUCAAGCGGUGCAACUUGACCCAAAUAAUGUUAUCGGGUUGCGUUGGCGGAGUGCAUUAUGUCGUAAACUUCGUCGGUAUAAUGCAGCGUUAAAAGACAUAGACAGGGCGAUUGAAUUGGAACCGGGAAAUGAGGCUUUGUUGGCUGAGCGCGCAGAAUUGGAACUUCAUAUACGACAACAACCACCACAACCACAGCCGAAUCUACCGUCAACUACAUGA
Molecule: messenger RNA, 3954 nt
Organism: Ambispora leptoticha
Lineage: Eukaryota; Fungi; Glomeromycota; Glomeromycetes; Archaeosporales; Ambisporaceae
Source: the annotation of a GenBank genome assembly